Molecule: messenger RNA, 2511 nt
Organism: Astrephomene gubernaculifera
Lineage: Eukaryota; Viridiplantae; Chlorophyta; Chlorophyceae; Chlamydomonadales; Astrephomenaceae
Source: the annotation of a GenBank genome assembly
CCUGCGUGUUGGCAAUUAAUACUGGACACGAACUGUUUAGCGAACGUUCAUGUUGACAGACACUAUGUGUCGUUGCCUCUUGGUGUAAGGCUGCUGGUACGCGGCCAGGAUACUGGCCCCGUGUUACUUACGAGCUCAGCGGCCGGGGAGUGGAGUAAACUACACAAGAGGAACUAGGAGGAGCUCCGACGGGCCGUCUGGGCCACCGGAGGCACCAUGAACGAGACUAUAGUUGGUGGGAAGUAUAGGCUUGGAAGGAAGCUUGGUGGUGGCUCCUUCGGGGAGAUUUUCCUAGGCACAAACUUGCAAACGGGCGAAGAAGUGGGCGUAAAACUGGAACCAGUCAAAGCGCGCCACCCGCAGCUCUUAUACGAAUCCAAGCUGUACAAAAUCCUUCAGGGCGGCGUCGGCAUCCCAAACCUGCGGUGGUAUGGUAUUGAGGGCGACUACAACGUUAUGGUCAUCGACCUGCUCGGGCCGAGCUUGGAGGACCUUUUCAAUUUCUGCGGUCGGAAGUUUAGCGUGAAGACAGUACUCAUGCUAGCCGAUCAAAUGCUCGCACGCGUGGAGUACCUGCACUCGCGCAGUUUCAUCCAUCGCGACAUAAAGCCCGACAACUUCCUCAUGGGCCUGGGCAAGCGGGCAAACCAGGUCAACAUCAUCGACUUUGGCCUCGCCAAAAAAUACCGGGACCCGAAGACGCACGCUCAUAUCCCUUACUGCGAAAACAAAAACCUGACGGGGACAGCGCGCUACGCCAGCGUGAACACGCACAUGGGCAUCGAGCAGAGCCGCCGUGACGACCUGGAGUCGCUGGGGUACGUGUUCAUGUACUUCCUCCGGGGGAGCUUGCCGUGGCAGGGCUUGCAAGCAGCCACCAAGAAGCAGAAAUACGAAAAGAUCAGCGAAAAGAAGAUGAAGACGCCGUUCGAGGCGCUGUGCAAGGGGUUCCCCCAGGAGUUUGUCCUGUACUUCCAGUACGUGCGCGCGCAGCGGUUCGAGGAGAAGCCGGACUACGCCUACCUGAGGCGCCUCUUCCGGGACCUCUUCGCCAAGGAGGGCUGGACUUGGGAUUACGUCUUCGACUGGACCAUCCUCAAGUACCAGCGCUCGACCAACGGCACGGUGGAGAGGCCCGUGGCGUUGCCGGAGGCGUCCGCGGCGCGACCCGCACUGCAGGACGCCGGGGAGGCAGGGGGCUCGCGGGUGCGGAGGGAUGAGGAGGCGGACCGGGGCAAGGACCUGCUCCACGCGGGGUCAGGGCGAGCCGGCACGGGCAUGCGGAAGACACUGCAAGCCCUCUUCACGCGGGCGUAGUCAGCGGCGGUUUGCGGCCUUUUUGGAACCUGAGUGCCAGGGGCCUGUGCACCAUUAGUAGCAGCAGCCAUGGGCGUCGGCUUGCAUUGCACCUCGCGGCUGCCAGAUGUCGGCUUGCGCCGUCAUGGGAGUUGUCGUGAAGUGCAGGGCCACGCCAUGCACCGGUUUCACGCAUAAGCCUUUUCACUAGAUGGGCCUUUUGCAGCGGAAGCUAUAGGCAAGAGCAUAGGCUUGCACGGCAAGGGAUUUAGGUUGGAUAGGACGGGCCAGGUUCCAGGGGGUUAGACGCCUGCCCUUUAGCGUUCAUGCAAUAUGUCCAUGUUCCGACUAGCGUAGUAGGUUUUGCGAGAAUAGCGGUGGGAUGUGCGCUUAGACUCCAUGUUACUUUUGCAUGUGCCUGCUGGCUAAUGCGUCGCUUUGUUUGGCGGUCAAAAGACGGUGCCUCAAGCAUAUCCCAUGUGUCCCUUGUCUGUCAAGAUUUUGUUCUGUACCUAUGUCGGCCAACUGACACGCAUCAGUGGCAAUAUAUUGGGUUGUAUCCGGCGUCUUUUGGCCUAAAUUCGCCGCCCAGGAUGGCAAGAAAGGAUUGGAAGGGAGGGUGGUCGCGCUGGAGAGGCGCUGAUGGCAUUUGGGGUGUUGCACAUGACCUGUCCGUGGGUACUUUUUUGUUUGCUGAUCGGAUGAGGUUUAUGAAGUUUAACCUUUGGGCGUGUCACCGUCGUGCUUUAUUGUGCCUUGUGCAGUGUCGGGUAUGCGUGGCAGACUGCAUUGCUUGCAUGGGAAGUGCAUCGGGUAAGUACCUGAACUGUUUUGUCUCUGUCGCUUAUGGCCCAGGACGAACCAUACCGCGCGGGAUUGUGCUUGUGCACCUCCGGUUGUAGAUCGUAGGCAAUACACAUGGAACUGUCCAGGUUCGCUUUACGUUUGCUGCUAAAAUGCCAAAUGGACGUGAGAGGGCGUUAGCAUUUGCCCUUUAGGUGAUAUGAGCUGGUGUUGGGGGUGGUGGUUACUUGCGAUUCGAGGGUUGUUGGCAGGGUUAAGCUUAUGUCCUCAAUAGAAUUGACCAUUGCGGCGUUUCUGGCUUAUGAGUCGGGUUGCGGAGGGUGUGAAGCCUCGCAAUUUACCCAGUUUUGAAGACUGUCAAGACCAUGACAUCCAUCUUGUACCGAAUCACGGUAAUUAACUGCAUGGGAG